CAAGAACUAGAUCAGAGCCAUGUAUCUUCCCAAGCAACCCACUGGAGGAAGCACAGCAAUCUCAGGGGAAGAUGAUUGCAUCGUAGAAAUCUCAAGGGCAGAUGAAGAUUCCAAAAUACUUCUGAGAAAUUCAGCAGCUCACCAAUCUUGUUGCAUCUUUAGAAUCCCUCACACUCUCGUCCAAUCCAAUGAGACAGCUUACAAACCGAAGAUUGUCUCGAUCGGUCCUUAUCACCACGAUGACCGUAAAUCCGAUAAAGCCAAAAAAUCACGUUUUCAGAUGAUCCAGCAGCACAAACAACGAUAUCUUGAUAUCUUCUUGUCCAAGACUACUAAAAAGGGCGUGGGUUUAGAAGACUUGCAAAAGGUGGUCUGGAAAAAGGAACAUCUCCUACGAGAUUCGUAUUCCGAGGAACUACAACUUAAUCAAGUAGAGCUGAUCGAUCUGAUGGUUCUUGAUGGUUGCUUCAUCCUUAUGUUGUUUCUCUUGGUUUCACGUAAGGUUCCACAUAAAACAUUUGAGGAUCCAAUCUUCAUGUUGCGGUGGAUUUUACCGACUCUACGAAGUGAUCUCCUCCUCCUUGAAAACCAGGUUCCGCUUUUCCUUCUUCGAGAUCUUUUUGAGACAUCAAAGUUAGCUACUAAAACUAGCUUAAACGAGAUGAUCUUCAACUUCUUUGGCUAUGCGAUAAAAAGGCCACAAAAAUUUUGGGAUGAAAGAAUGAAUCUUGAUGCAAGCCAUCUUCUUGAUCUCAUCCGUAAGACUUUCGUACCCGAUCAAUCGAAAAAAGACGAAGGAGAAAGGUGGACCAAUAUGUUCUACGGUUCCAGAUGCUUCAAUGUGUUAAGUCCUUCCAAAAAUAAAGUUCAAAGGGAGACAUCCACACCACCACCAAUAGAAACAAAAACACCACCACCAGCACCACCACCACCAACACUAACACAACCACAUCCAAAACUACCAACACCGCCUCAUCGCCGUUUCCUCAAGUUGGUUGUCUCAGCCAGAAAACUUCGACUCCGAGGAAUAAAAUUCCAACAAAAGAAGAAUUCUGAGACACCUCUUGACAUAACUCUCAAGAAUGGUGUACUUGAAAUACCGCCACUACUAUUCGAUGACUUUUUCAGUUCUCUUUUAAUCAACUGCGUCGCCUUUGAGCAAUUUAACGUGCAAGGCACAACUGAAAUGACGAGCUAUGUUACUUUCAUGGGCUGCCUCAUAAAUACUGCAGAUGAUGCAACGUUCUUAAGCGAGAAAGGUAUUAUAGAAAACUAUUUUGGAACGGGAGAACAGUUAUCUGUGUUCUUCAAGAAUACAGGUAAAGACAUUGUGUUCACAAUAUCCAAGAGUUACUUGGCAAAUGUGUUCGAGGGAGUCAACAAGUACACUUCACAAGGAUACCAUGUACACUGGGCAGGAGUCAAGUACACAUAUUUCAAAAGUCCGUGGACAUUUCUAUCAUCUUGUGCUGCUUUGUUGCUUAUUCUGCUUACCAUUUUCCAAGCAUUCUUCGCAGGCUACGCCUAUUUUCGCCCUCCAAAGUGAUUACACCUUUGGCUUUGGUUUCGUCUUCAACUUGAACAUGCCUGAAGCUUUCACCCUAUCUUUAAAUUA
Arabidopsis arenosa is the source of this 1615-nucleotide messenger RNA. Lineage: Eukaryota; Viridiplantae; Streptophyta; Magnoliopsida; Brassicales; Brassicaceae. The record is from the annotation of a GenBank genome assembly.